Molecule: messenger RNA, 4555 nt
Organism: Conger conger (European conger)
Lineage: Eukaryota; Metazoa; Chordata; Actinopteri; Anguilliformes; Congridae
Gene: igsf9bb
Product: immunoglobulin superfamily, member 9Bb
Exons: 21
Coding region: 233-4555 (1440 amino acids)
Biological process (GO): cell-cell adhesion
Molecular function (GO): protein binding
Source: RefSeq, a predicted model, not a curated record
UCAGCCUUCGUAUCGCUGGUGCAGGUGCUCCGUCUCUACGAGAGGAUGCGAACGGAGAGAAGGGGAGGGAAAGAAUGAAGGAAAGAGCAGAGGAAAAAGUGUAUAGGGCAUGAAUAUAAGGGUAUCAGAAGCAGAUCGCGCGUUCACCGUUCAGGGGGGUCGGCUAUGAAAGAUUUAUUGAAAGGCGCAGUUUGAGAUAUGAUGAGGUUUCUUUCUGGUUGGCAAUAGUACUAUGAUUUGGUAUGUGGCCACUUUGAUAGCAAGUGUUGUCAGCACCCGCGGAACGGCAGCUCAAGGUGCCCACGGAAUCAGAGAGGAGCCACAGUUUGUGACGGCGCGCGCAGGAGAGAGCGUGAUCUUGGGAUGUGACGUGGCCCACCCUCUGAACGGCCAGCCCUAUGUGGUGGAGUGGUUCAAGUUUGGAGUUCCCAUCCCCUUCUUCAUCAACUUCCGCUUCUAUCCGCCCCAUGUGGACCCGGAGUACGCUGGUAGAGCCAGCCUGUACGGAAAGUCCUCUCUGCGCAUCGAGCAGGUGCGCUCUGACGACCAGGGCUGGUACGAGUGCAAGGUCCUGAUGCUGGAGCAGCAGUACGACACCUUCCAUAACGGCAGCUGGGUGCACCUCACGGUGAACGCCCCUCCUACUUUCACGGACACCCCCCCGCAGUAUGUGGAGGCCAAGGAAGGGGGCAGUAUCACUCUGACCUGCACAGCCUUUGGGAACCCCAAACCUGUGGUGAGCUGGCUGAGAGAGGGUGAACUCCUGGGGAACGGCAGGAAGUACAAGGUGAGUGAUGGGAGUCUGACAGUGAUGUCAGUCAGCCGGGAGGACAGAGGGGCUUACACCUGCCGGGCGUACAGUGUCCAGGGAGAGGCUGUCCACACCACACGCCUGCUUGUCCAAGGACCACCAUUUAUUGUGUCACCGCCGGAGAACAUUACAGUAAACAUAUCCCAGGAUGCAUUCUUCACCUGCCAAGCUGAGGCGUACCCUGGCAACCUGACAUACACCUGGUUCUGGGAGGAAGAUAAUGUCUUCUUCAAGAAUGAUCUGAAGCGCAGAGUAAGCAUUUUGAUUGACGGGUCGCUCAUCAUCUCCCAAGUGAAACCAGAGGAUGCUGGGAAAUAUACCUGUAGCCCCAGUAACAGCCUUGGCCGCCCGCCGUCUGCUUCAGCAUACCUGACGGUGCAAUAUCCUGCGCGAGUCAUAAACAUGCCACCAGUUAUCUACGUGGCCAUUGGCCUGCCAGGAUUCAUCCGGUGCCCCGUGGAUGCCAACCCGCCCGUGACGAUGGUCAAGUGGAGGAAAGAUGGCCUCCCUCUGAGAGUGGAGAAGUACCCCGGCUGGAGCCAGAUGGAGGACGGGAGCAUUCGCGUGGCGGAGGUGACAGAGGAUUCUCUCGGCACCUACACCUGUGUGCCUUACAACGCCCUAGGUACCAUGGGACAAUCCCCCCCGGCCCCCCUGGUGCUAAAGGAUCCCCCUAAAUUCUCGGUGGUACCGGGAGGAGAAUACCGGCAGGAGGCGGGGAGAGAGCUGGUCAUCCCCUGUGAGGCGGAGGGAGACCCCUUCCCAAACAUCACGUGGAGAAAGGUAGGAAAGCCCAGCAGGAGCAAGCACAACGUCCUACCGAGAGGCAGCUUACAGUUCAAAUCCCUCAGCAAGGAGGACCACGGGGAGUGGGAAUGUGUCGCAACCAACGUGGCCACAAGCAUCACUGCCAGCACGCACCUCCUUGUGAUAGGCACAAGCCCACACGCCCCAACCAACGUCCACGUUUCGGCCUCGACGACCUCGGCAAAUGUCUCCUGGGAGCCCGGAUACGACGGCGGAUACGAACAGACAUUCUCAGUCUGGGUGAAGAGGGCUCAGCUCGGGCCCCACGACUGGCUCUCCAUGCCGGCGCCCGGCACUCAGAGCUGGCUGCUGGUGCAGGGCCUGGAGCCCGAGACGGCCUACCAGUUCAGCGUCCUGGCACAAAACAAGCUUGGCACAGGUCCCUUCAGUGAGGUCGUCACUGUGAAUACGCUAGUAUUUCCUAUAAGUACCCCUGAACCAUUGGUGCUGCUUACCCCACCGAGGUGCCUCACAGCCAAUCGGACACAGCAGGGAGUCCUAUUGACAUGGAUCCCUCCGGCCAAUCACACGUCGCCAAUCGACCACUACAUCAUGGAGUUCCGCCUGGGGGAGAGGUGGGACGUCCUGGACGAUGGCAUCGCGGCGGGGGAGACCGAGCUGCUGGCCAGAGACCUGGUCCAGGACUCUUGGUACGAGUUUCGUGUAAUGGCCGUGAUGGAGGACCUGACAAGUGAGCCCAGCAACAUAGUGGGAGUUUCAAGUACAGAUUUCUUCCCUCCCCCUGACGUAGUGGACGAGGGUCUGGCCCGGCCCGUGGUGGCGGGCAUCGUGGCCACCAUCUGCUUCCUGGCGGCGGCCAUCCUGUUCAGCACGCUGGCCGCCUGCUUCGUCAACAAGCAGCGCCGCCGCAAGCUGAAGAGAAGGCGAGAUCCCCCUCUUUCGAUCACGCACUGCAGAAAAAGCGUCGAGACUCCGCUGUCCUCUGGGAAGGUGAGCCCCGAGAGCGUCCGCUCCCUCGGACCGCCGUCCGAGUCUUCGGACGACGGGCGGGGCCUGCGUGUGAAGAAGGUUCCUCAGAGCCCCGGCAAGGAGAAGGAGCUGUCUCUCUACAAGAAGACCAAGAGGGCCAUAAUCAGCAAGAAGUACAGCGUGUCCAAGCACGAGGCGGAGGCCACCACGCCCAUCGAGCUGAUCAGCCGCGGCCCGGAUGGCCGCUUCGUCAUGGACCCCAGCGACAUGGACACCUCCGUGAAGCUGCGGCGCAUCGAGGGCUUCCCCUUUGUGGAGGAGUCGGACCUGUACCCGGAGUUUCGUCAGUCGGACGAGGAGAAUGAUGACCCAGGGCCCAUGCCCCCUGUAAUGGCUACGCUCAGGCCCCACCAGAUCUCCCCCAUUUCCUCCAGCCAGGAGUCCUACAUGCAGCCCCCGGCCUACAGCCCCCGCUUCCACCGGCCCAUGGAAGGUAUGACCUUCAUGGAGAGCAGUCGGAUUCAGGCUACGGGGCAAAUCAGAGCCCCGCCGCACCACAGGGUUUAUACCCACAGCCAGUACUAUGGCUACCUUGGCAGUCCCGGGGAUCUGGACCCCCUGCCUCCCUUCUACAUGCCCGAAACCAGCCCGCUAAGCUCUGUCAUGUCCUCGCCCCCGUAUCUUCCCUCCGAGGGGCCCUUUGGUCACCCUACCAUCCCAGAAGAGAUCGGGGAAGGGGACAUCCAGCACUACGCUUCCUCCGGCAGCUCCCUCCCCUUGACGCACGUUCCUUCCUCCCACUCUCCGGACAUCUGGCAGCACCCCGAUUUUGCUUUCUCCAGUCUGGAGGGGCCCCACUUCAUCCUCCCGCCUCAUCACCCUUUGUAUCUUCACCGAGACCCUACCCUGCCCCCUCCCCACCUCCUCCCCCCCAGCAGCCUCCAGGCCUCAUCCCUCCAGGUCACCUCUUACCCUGGCAUCCUGCCAUUGGAGGCCCCAAAGAGCCGCCCGGGCAAGUCUCCCAGCAAGGUUAAGCCUCAGGGCCCUCCAGCCAAGCGUUUAACUAUGCAAGGGGCACAGAGUUUAGGGCAGCUAAGACACACGAGCCACGGUAUGGGUGUGCCGGUAUUGCCUUACCCCGACCCGGCAGCCUACAUUGGCAGCCCAAGCACACUCGGCAGCCUGGACGCGCGCUGGUACGACCCUGGGCCCCGGCUCAGCCCCAGGGCCGCCCGCAGAAUGGAGCCCAGCAUGCACCAGGUGGUCCUCCAGCCGUCGCGACUCUCCCCGCUGACCCAGAGCCCCCUGAGCUCCCACGAGGGCUCCCCCGAGAUUGUAGUCCGGCCCCGGCCCCGCCCUGGCGUCAUCCAGCCCUCCAUACCCCCGGAGAUGUCCGAGAUCACCCUGCAGCCCCCGACUGCGGCCAGCUUCUCCCGGAGGUCGUCUCCCUCCUCCUCGCCUGCCCAGGGCCAGGGUAGCAGGCGAGCGAGCCCCAGCUACCGUUCCCAUAUGGCCUUUGCCACCACCGCCACAAGCUACCCGUCUCAGUCCCCCUCGCCCCCCAUGGAAAGCAGCGACGUUUUUGGGCAGAUGCCAUCCCAGAGGAGGACAGACGAGGAGAUGCUUCCAUCAGAGCCCUCUCCACCUCAGUUGUCAGCUUCUGGAAAACGUCUAGGUGCAUCGAGUGCCACUGCAGGGUCUGAGAGGAUUGACGCACUGAGAUAUCAACGCAUAAAAAAAGCCAAGAAGGUUGUCAUCAACAACAACAAUUCUAAAUCUAGAAGAAAAACAGGUGUGGUCACCUCUCAGACCCAGCAACUCCACGCCUCUCAGGUCCUCCAGCCCGAAGAAGCUCUCUACCUCCGCAAGAAGAAGAAAAGGCCGGCCAGACAGGACCCCUACGCCCGCUUCUCCGCCCUGCUGUACCGCCGUCCCCCGCGAGAGGACCAGAAGGCCAUUCUGGCCAGCAUGGAUACAGGGGACCCAGACCACGCCACGCUACUCUGA